CUUGUUGUCAUUGUGGUGAACGACAACCUGGAAGACGUGCAGGGAUUCCUCAAGAUUCCAACUAACGUUCGAGGCGUCACAUAUGGGAGGCGACUCGCCCUCGCAGUUGAGGAGCUCUCCGUGUUCUGAAGAGCUUACAAUACGUCUGGGAUCUGCGGGCAUAUUUCGUCAACUUCUCUUCCUGUACUGCUCUAUAACUUUCAUGGGUCUCGAGAUGAAUCACCUGUUGCUGGUGCUCCAGGCUUAUCCGAGCCUUGACAUCUGGUGCCGCCCUCCAGAAGGUUACAAUAAUAUGAGUGUCGAAGAGUGGAAGAACUUGAGCAUCCCAGUAACGGAGGACGGAAGCUACAGUCACUGCACAAUGUACAACACCACGGAGAAUGGUAGCCGGGAUGAAGUGGGUUGCAAAGAAUGGGACUUCGAUACUAGUCACACCAUCGUAAGCGAGUGGUCUCUCGUAUGCGACAGAGCCUGGCUAAGAGUAGCCUCUUUUUCCAUCUACAUUCUCGGAACCAUACUAGGGACUGUCGUCGCCGCUACUAUGUCCGAUAGAGUAGGACGAAGACCUGUCAUCUGCUACUGUGCGGUGUUCCUGGAAGUGUCCAGCAUGGCUGUGUACCUGGCAACCAACAUCUAUGUCUUUAUCAUCAUUCGGUUCUUCGUCGGCUCCACAACUCUCGCCAUCUGCAUAAUUGCCUACGUUCUGCUGAUGGAGGUGGUCUCGACAGAAGAGCGUGGCGUGUACGGCGUCAAUGUUCAAUACGGCUUCUCCGUGGGCGUCAUGACAGCAAGCCUGGUUGGAGACUUCAAGCUCGGCUGGCGUACCUAUCAGCUGAUUAAUAUGUUGCCCGCGACGACGCUCCUCAUGGCUGUUCCGUUCGUACCAGAGUCUCCGCGGUGGCUUCUUUCGAGUAUGGACAUGGUCACCCCGACGCAGGUCAUUCGUCAUGCGGGUCGCUCAGACAGUGCAAAUGCGCCCGAGAUCUGCCAGCCCGCUGAGAAGGAGGGCGGACCGCCCAAGUCGUUGGCCGAUUCCGUUAAGGAGGAAGGCCAUUCAGCGAUAGCAUCAAUGCUCCCGAUCGAUGCACUCGAUGUUCUGGCGUCGGAUUCGCUACGUAGUGUGAACGUUGCACUCUGCUGUACAUGGGCCACGUGCGGACUCAUCGUCAACAGCUUGCCUUCUACUUUGGAGAUAACGACUACGCUACGCUUGCUCCACACUGUGGUCACGGGCUUCCUUCCGGUCUUCGCGGCCGGCAUUGCUAUCGAUUGGCUGGGAAGGAAACUUACUGUUGCCUACUUCCUUUUCUUCGCCGGUGUGCUGUGCGUCGUCACAGCCAUCGCAGCUUUCGGGUCGCCGUUGGGGUUUCGAGCGCCCAUAGUUCGUCUGACGGACAUGCUGGUCCUGUUUUUUGCGAGGGCAGCCUACGUGACGCUCGUGGUCUACACUACGGAGCUCUACCCAACGACGGUACGCUGCUUUGGUUUCUGCAUCACCAUCGUCUUCGGAAGACUGGGCAUUCUGGUGCUGCCCAUCCUGAGACACUUUGUUGCGUCCACUUCGUCUUCGACGCAUGCUGAAGAGCAAGCGUCGCAGGAAGAAGAGCCGAAAGGGGAACAAUGUCAGCCCAGAAUAAGAUCACCAAGUCCCCUCUAUACCCACCACCGCCUGAAUCUCCGUGGCCAACUACGCCGUCCACGACGUCUAUUGCAGUGUGUGUGUGUGUGCGUGUUUCUAUGUAUGUAAUCGAUUGGAACCUCGCGUGAACCAUGUUAUGGAAUAUUUAAUUAUGUCUUCAGUGACGUGUCGGACUUAAAGCACCCUAAACUAUGGCUUGAGCACAUCGCAUCCUUCUGAAUAGCGCUUCACCGGGAGGAGGUAUUUGCGCCUCUACUCUAUAUUAAAGGAAGUGGAUUACCAAAACUACUUACACAUGCGCCUGUGCUCACGCAGUACGCUUGAGCGCUCCUGACGUGAUGAUUCGUCCGGAAACAUGUUUAAACGAGCACGUCCUCGUAUAGUCCUAUAUUUAC
This is a messenger RNA of Ornithodoros turicata, 2034 nucleotides long. RefSeq names its product solute carrier family 22 member 7-like. Gene Ontology annotation, biological process: transmembrane transport. NCBI's taxonomy places the organism in Eukaryota, Metazoa, Arthropoda, Arachnida, Ixodida, Argasidae. The transcript is spliced from 10 exons. Gene Ontology annotation, molecular function: transmembrane transporter activity. The record is from RefSeq and is a predicted model, not a curated record. The coding region runs from base 83 to 1747 and encodes 554 amino acids. Gene Ontology annotation, cellular component: membrane.